GCAGUUGGCUACUGGUUCCUUUUCCAAGUCCGGUUGUCUGUGCUAAGGCAUGCUAAAAGGUGGUACUAUUCCACUGAUUAGGGUCAGUCGAUAAAGAUGUUUUACUACCCAUUAUGUGAUCGUUAGCGAGCACAGUAGUUUGCCCUUUCUUCCACUCCCCCAGAGUUAUUAACACCAUGCAUUCUUGUUACUAAAAGGGCUCUACAGCGCCUUCGUUGCCACCUUCUGAUGAUUGCGAAUUUCCACCCACCAGGGAUUAGUACCUUUUGAUUGAACUAAUAACUCACGGUGGGUGAAUUCGUUGCGGUUCCAGCUGCUGUUACGAUCGACCCGCUCCAUGUAGCUUAUUUUAUCCGGAAGGCUUAAAUGGCAGCAAGUCUGCAAGGGAGUUGGGCUUAGCGUUCGGUUGGUGCAACCGGCUGCCAGCUCGGGCAGUUACAAAUGAAACGGAAUAUAAACGGCUAGAUAAAUCCAAUGGUCAAUAGCAAUGUCAAUUAAUUAAUUUUUCACCUCUUGUUCCCUCGCGCAGCGUUUUACUUCUGUUCUGUGCUGGAACAUGGUGGAGCCCCGCCGAACGCUUGAACACGCGUCAAGCCGUCGUCACACAACAUUGGCGAAUGGAACUCCCGCUAGACUGGACAGGGCAGCAGGCUACCCUUGGAUCUUGACACACACACAGGCAUUGAGGGGGCAUUGGGGAUGCAUCUCGCUGCUGCUGCUGCUGCGCCGUGUGGAAAGUGGAGCGACAGUUUUAAUGGAGUAUCGCCAUCAAAAUGAAAUAUGAUGGACCAUGUCAAGCUCGACAUGCAACAGGUUCGCGUCACCAGGGAAGGGCGACACGCGACACGCCAUUGCACGAUUUCUAUAUAGACCACGGCCGUCUAGCAUGCGUCCUCAGUCGAAUCGCCGCGCUCUGCAAUGAAACCACCGCUUGGGAAGAUUGUACAAAACAUAGCCCGGGAGUACUUUGCGUCGAGCACGUGCCAUGGCAUGGCAUACAUCGUGCACCCGAAGCUAUCCGUGGUGGAGCGUGUGUGCUGGUCGCUGGUGGUACUGCUUUCCCUGUGCACCUGCAUCUCGGCCAUCGUCAUCGGGCACCAGAAGUGGAUCGAAAAGCCAAUGAUUGUGAGCUUCUCGGCGAAACCCAUCCCGGUGUGGAAGCUACCCUUCCCGGCCAUCACAAUCUGCCCCCAGUCGCGCAUCGAUGUGGAAAAGUUCAACAUUACGGAGGUGUAUCUGCGGGCCCGAGCAAACAAAACCCUCUCCCAAGACGAGUGGCGCAAAAUGCGUGCCCUGUCACACGUUUGCUCAUCGGUGAUGCGCUCCAAAACCGACUACUACGGCUCGAAUGGGACGGCCGGUGGGCAUAAGGAAGCGAAUACAUCAACACCAAACAGUGAGCGUGUGGUAGAGCAGCUGGUCCGGAUGUCACAGUCGCUCGAUAAGCUGUUCCAGACCUGCAUGUGGAGCUUCAAUUUCCGUCCGUGUGAGGCACUGUGGACACGCAAGGUGACGGAAAAUGGAGUUUGCUACAGCUUUAACAUGCUGUCCAGUGAGGAGUUGUACACGGCGGAUCAGGCAUUCCGGGAGCGGGAGGUUAAUCCAGACGUUAGGAAGGGUGGAUUGCAUUCGCUGCAUGCGUCUAGGUUACGCAGCUCCGGGUGGACGAUGGAGAAUGGGUACACGCUGAAGGAGGAUCUACUGGCAUACCCGAGACGGACGGCUAGUGGGGGAUUUAAGGGUGGUGCGAUUGUAUUGUUGAAGAUGCAUCAGCAGAAUCGGGAGUACAUCUGUUCUGGUGCUCUCCAAGGCUACAAAGUUACCUUACAUCCACCGGAUGAGUUCCCACGGCUUAGCGAGUACCACAUCCGUAUUCCUCCAAUGCAGGCCGUAUCGCUCAUUGUCAAACCACGGCUGCUGACCACGCAAAGGAAUCUGCACCGAUUCCCCUACAGCAAAAGACAGUGCUAUUUCUCAGACGAACGUACGCUACGCUUCUUCCGCGUAUACAACGAACAAAACUGUGAGUUUGAAUGUCUCACCAACUUUACGCUAGCAUCCUGCGGGUGCGUUACCUUCGCCAUGCCCCGCGACAACACGACCCGGGUGUGCGAGGCGCACGAAAAGCGUUGCUACAAACGAGCCGUAAUCCGGUUGAUGGAACUGGACGAGCUAUCGGUGGAUGCGGGCGAAGAGCUGUGCGAUUGUUUGCCCGCCUGCACCACGAUCAAGUACGAUGUGGAGCUGUCGAACGAUUGGCUCAACCUGGAUGCAAUGCUGGAUGCUAUGAUUGGUGGGCAAAACGAAAUGAAAGGCAUGGAACCGAUGCUACUGUACGUGUACUUCAAGGACAACAAGUUCCUGUACAUCGAGCGCGUGGAGUAUAUGAACUUUAACGGUGAGCUGGCAAAUUUCGGUGGCAUCCUCGCACUGCUGUCCGGCAUGAGCUUAACCAGCAUCGCGGAGAUACUGUACUAUAUCGUUGUGCGACCGUUUGCACUGUGGCUGAAGGUACAGUACAGAAGAGCGGUUCGGCCCGUAACUCCACCGGAGGUGCAGCACACGGGCGAUAACUCGCUGCAUUUCGUACGUCCUUGGAUCCCGUAGGCUGUGUGGCUGGUUUGGUGGGGGCAAAAACGAAGACAUUUGUUACGAUCGUUACGUGAGGUAGUAAGGAGAUGCCGAUCGAUCGGAUAAUCGAUCCCCGAUCGGGUGCGUUUGUGGUAAUGAAUUUUAAUGCGCCACAGAAAUCAACGGCCACCGUUCAUUCUGUGCUCUCCUUGCAUGUCGUCUGUAUUGGGACGGUUUUGUUUUUGUUUCCCUCAUUGUCGUCGAGCUGUUCUCGCGCUAAUCUAUUCCAUCUAGCUUGAGCUGGCGGAUGACAUUGGGGUAGCGUAUGCUAAUCGGGGCCGCACGAUACGCUUGAUCCUGCUUUGAUGGCUAACUGUUUCUGUCGAGUAAAAGUGGUUGCGUGAGAGGAAUGCUAAUGUGCAGAGUGUGCCUGCUGUGCCUGUGGAGAAAGGUUAUUUCGGUUGUGUUAGGUAAUACGAGAGCAGCAAGUCUUUGUGCUGAACUGCAGCUCGUAAUCGCCCCUAUUCGGCACUGCAUGUAGGAAAUAAACACAUUUUCCCACACAGGAUCACAGUGCAGUGUUUGUUUGAAGUAUUUACGCCAAAACUUACGUGCCUUAUUGCAGCAUUUCUUUGGCAAGGGUAACACAAACAGAAAUUGUUGAAAGAAAGGCGAACCGACGGGGAGGGCGUCUUGUGUAAUGCGUGAACACCUGCCACGGACUGCAGCCUCUGUUUUGACCCGUUUACGGCACUGUGUAUAAACAAUUUACGCGAACCCGGAAAAGCGUUCCCGGGCGUGUGUGUGUCUGUGUUUUGGAAUUGGAAAAUUAUGAAAACAACCCGCACGUGCUGCCCCGUGUUCGAUUUUUGGGGACUCUCGUGCCAGCUUGAUUCACGGUCAGUAAAGCACAAGGCAAGCGGCAAGUGGGCUGUCGCAGGUGUUGGUUAGUUUUCCGUUUGAUGGAAACGUUCCGUCCAGAUGGACGACGACGAUGUACAGUGCGUGUGUGUGUGUGUGUGUUUUAGUUUCCUUUGUCCAUAAAUUAGCAUUCACCUUUGGGCGUCUUUGGCGUUGGCGCUGUAAACCCGCUCGGAUGGGUAAUUUAUUUGUCCAUGGGCGCUCGGUUUAUGUGGGCUAUUAUUUGAUUUCGUCCAACAGAAAGGGCAUUCAAAUAAACAACGCGCCCGUCCGUUGAGGUGAGAUGACGCUGACGUGCGGUCUGGGGAAGCGAUUGCUAUAAGAUGCUUCUUGCGGGCGAAUUAAUUGGAAUUCAGUUACGGGGAUACUGUAUACUAUUUUCCGAUCCAUUAACUCUAGCGCAUAAAAGCGGUUUGAUUAUUAUUAUUCGCACCUUUAAUGUGAACUAUUAAAAUGGAAAUAAACAACGGAAAAAUAAAUGCGGAAAAUGAGGUUUGAUGGGCCUAGUUUUUCUAAACAUAUCUCGCUCAUUCUAUCUUUAAUUAAUAUGGUUUUUUGUAUGGUUGUAUAUUAUUCUCUUCCUUUUUUUUAUUUCCUUUUUUAUCUUCUUUGUAUAUUUCUGUAUCCCUUUUUAAUUACAAGUCAUGUCAUAUA
Anopheles gambiae (African malaria mosquito) is the source of this 4146-nucleotide messenger RNA. RefSeq names its product pickpocket protein 28. Gene Ontology annotation, biological process: sodium ion transmembrane transport. Gene Ontology annotation, cellular component: membrane. The coding region runs from base 919 to 2607 and encodes 562 amino acids. Lineage: Eukaryota; Metazoa; Arthropoda; Insecta; Diptera; Culicidae. The transcript has 7 exons. The record is from RefSeq and is a predicted model, not a curated record. Gene Ontology annotation, molecular function: ligand-gated sodium channel activity.